This is a messenger RNA of Mytilinidion resinicola, 600 nucleotides long. RefSeq lists its product as uncharacterized. Bases 1 to 600 code for a protein of 199 amino acids. The record is from RefSeq and is a predicted model, not a curated record. NCBI's taxonomy places the organism in Eukaryota, Fungi, Ascomycota, Dothideomycetes, Mytilinidiales, Mytilinidiaceae. The transcript has a single exon.
AUGGUUGCGGAGGGGGGGAUUGGAUCAAAAUGGCAGAGAAGGGUGAUUGAUGGAGGAGGGACGUUGGAUUCUGGUCUCGAUCGAAAGCUCCAACCCUCUUCGGUAUGGUGGUGGAGGGCGGUUGGCGUUGGUUAUUGGUUCAACAUUCCAGGUGCCGAUACGUCAUGGUGGCGGGAUGUUGGUGUUCUGGGCUCGAUCAAAAUCCUCUCGCAUUCGAUCUUGAUGGUGGUUGGUGGGGGCGCGCUGGGUUCUGGUCUCGAUCAAAACUCUCGCAGCCAACUACCUAAUGGAGUGUGUGCGUCAACUUCCACUUCCUACUCACCUGAUGCGGGAGGCGUUGGUGUUGGUUUGAACGUCCCGAUUCUCAGCUUCGCAUGGAGGAUCAUACCCGAUAAUCAGGUGGCCAAUGGAGAGCGGGAAGGGGUUUGGAGGAGUAAAACAACAGCGAAAAGGACGCCAUGGAGAGCCGGAGGAGUGUUGGUUGAGCAAAUAUGGUGCAAGGACUACCUGAUGAGUGGGAGGCGGCAGCGGCUUGAUGGUGGUGAUGAGGAUCGUUUGGAAUGGUUGAUAGAGAGAAUAGAGGGCAUGAUGAGGGAGUAG